Chara braunii is the source of this 1419-nucleotide messenger RNA. NCBI's taxonomy places the organism in Eukaryota, Viridiplantae, Streptophyta, Charophyceae, Charales, Characeae. The record is from the annotation of a GenBank genome assembly.
CUGGAGAGAGGGAGCCGCGGAGCUGGGCGGACGGACGACUCGGAGUGCGCUGUCAGCGACCGCUUCCGAGCCGGCCGCGCAAACCGCGGAGCUCGUGCUCUUGUGCCUGCUGUCGGGGAAUUGCGCAGUAAGAUAGGCGCUCGUGCUACUGUCGGGGAAUUGGCCAAGGAAAGGCGAUUCCCUUGUGCCCCGGCACCCAGCUGUACGGACUGGGAGGCGGGCGGGGAAAGGAAGCGGGUACGUUUCAGGAGAGAGGCGCGGAGUCGGAGUGAACGGGGGAAUCUAUCUAGAAGAUUGGACGCAGCCGCACUGAAGUCGUCUUGGCGGGAAGAUUCGUGAUUGGAAAAGAGAGGGAGCACCAGGGGAGCACCAGCUGGCCUACGUAGCUCUCAGUUGGGAAGGAGAUUGCGCUGGGGGGGCUUUCAAGGCGCGAGUGAGCGCGAGGUUCUUGAGCGAUGUCGCGCGCAGGGCUAAUCAAAUUGCGCGGUGUUGUGAGCCGGAUCCUUGCCGCCGGCCCUCGCGGGGCGGCGGUUACUGUUCCUCCCCCUGUGCCGUUUUCGCAGCUUUCUGCUGCCACCGGUGUUAGCAGCCGCAGCGCCGGCGGCAGGGUGGUGAGCACAUCGGCGAUCGGAUGCCAUGCCCGCGCUUUCUCGACGGCUGGGAUUGGCGGUCAUUCUUUGCGGACAGGCGGAUGUUGUCUCGCCGCCGUCGUUGCCGACAGCGCCGCCGCCUCUGACGUGUCAAAGCAGAUAGAGAGGGAGGUGACUGGCUUGGAGAGGGAGGAACUGGAAGGGGAGGUAACAGGAAGGAAGAGGUUCGAUCUUGAGCCGCCACGUGGACCUUUUGGAACGAAAGAGGCGCCGGCCAUCAUUGAGUCGAAGCUCGAUCGGCGGAUUGUUGGGUGUUCAGGAGGGGUGGGUGAGGAGGAGCACGACGUGGUGUGGUUUGAGUUGAGACAAGGCCAAAAUUAUGAAUGCCCAGUUUGCUCUCAGGUAUUUCAAUUGAAGACCAUUCCUGAUGUGGGGGGCGGCGGUCACUAGUACUACUUGUGUGCAUUCUUUUCUCCUCGAAAACUUUGCAGUGCCUGAAAGAAACAGCCGGAGAGAAUGCCGCAAAGCAACGGGUCUUGAGAAGAAGCUUUCACUCGUCAUCAACAAGCCACCCACCUAGCAGUCAGAAAAGCCAGCCGGUCUUAAUCGAGCGAUUGUAGGGUAAGGGGUGAGGAGAGGAGGCAUUCGAGAGAGACGAUGUAUGCGUACUGUCUUCCCCGGAACAGAACGUACGGUCAUUAUAGCCAUAUUUGGAUCAUCUUUCUGUCCAGAUGCAGCGACAAUGACCGUACGUUCUGUUCCGGGGGAGGAAGAAGGUAGUCAGUAGUGUCGAUGUAAGGAGGGAUGCUGGGCGAUUGCAAAUUUUCUG